Cicer arietinum (chickpea) is the source of this 4928-nucleotide messenger RNA. Its product is annotated as CLIP-associated protein. Gene Ontology annotation, biological process: microtubule cytoskeleton organization. Gene Ontology annotation, molecular function: microtubule binding. Gene Ontology annotation, cellular component: cytoplasmic microtubule. NCBI's taxonomy places the organism in Eukaryota, Viridiplantae, Streptophyta, Magnoliopsida, Fabales, Fabaceae. The record is from RefSeq and is a predicted model, not a curated record.
UCAUUUUAUUUCAAUUUCAACUUAAUUCAUUCAUUCAUUCAUCUUCUUCUUUCCCGUCAAUCUCUCUCUCUCUACACUGUCUCUGUCCUGCGAGUAUCUCUCUUUCUCUUGAAUUUGACGGCUCCGCUAAAUUAACCGCUAAAUAAUCAAUCUCACAAUUUUCCAUUUCUCUAUCUUCUCCACUCUCUAACAACGUUCUUCCAAAUUCACUUUCUCUCUGCAACAACAACCGCUACCGUUACGAAUUAUUAGAUCUGAAGCAGAUCCAAAUGGAGGAAGCGUUGGAACUUGCACGCGCCAAAGACACUAAAGAAAGGAUGGCCGGUGUAGAGCGUCUUUACCAACUUCUAGAAGCUUCUAGAAAAAGCCUUACAUCUUCCGAAGUUACUUCGCUCGUCGAUUCCUGCAUCGAUCUCUUGAAGGAUAAUAACUUCCGUGUUUCUCAGGGCGCACUUCAGUCUCUCGCCUCCGCCGCUGUUCUCUCCGGUGAACACUUUAAGCUACACUUUAACGCUCUUCUUCCCGCCGUCGUUGAUCGACUUGGUGAUGCUAAACAGCCUGUCCGUGAUGCCGCACGCCGACUCCUUCUCACACUCAUGGAGGUUUCUUCUCCUACAAUAAUUGUUGAAAGAGCAGGAUCUUCUGCUUGGGCACACAAGAGCUGGAGAGUCAGAGAGGAGUUUACGCGAACUGUGACAUCUGCAAUUAAUCUAUUUUCAGCUACUGAACUUCCACUUCAACGGGCUAUCCUUCCUCCUGUUUUGCAGUUGCUGAGUGACCCAAAUCUUGCUGUUAGGGAGGCGGCUAUUUUGUGCAUUGAGGAGAUGUAUACACAAGCUGGGCCUCAGUUUCGCGAUGAACUUCACCGCCACAAUCUUCCUUCAUCAUUGGUGAAAGAUAUUAAUGCCAGGCUAGAGGGGAUUCAACCAAAAGUUCGCUCUUCAGAUGGUAUUCCAAGUGGUUAUAUUACUGGGGAAAUUAAGCCUUUGGGUGUUAAUCCCAAGAAAAGUAGUCCAAGGGCCAAAAGUUCUUCAAGAGAGGCCUCUCUUUUUGGAGCAGAAGGUGAUGUCACCGAGAAACCCAUAGAACCUAUCAAGGUAUACUCAGAUAAGGAGUUAAUCAGGGAAAUUGAGAAGAUUGCAUCUACCCUUGUGCCUGAAAAAGACUGGUCCAUUCGUAUUGGUGCUAUGCAGAGAAUUGAAGGUCUUGUUCUAGGAGGUGCUGCUGAUUAUCCUUGUUUUCGUGGGCUUCUGAAGCAACUUGGUGGACCUUUAAGUACACAAUUGUCAGACAGAAGAUCUAGCAUUGUAAAGCAGGCUUGUCAUUUACUGUGCUUUUUGUCAAAGGAUCUCUUGGGUGAUUUUGAAGCAUAUGCUGAAAUGUUUAUACCAGUCCUUUUCAAGCUGGUUGUGAUUACUGUGCUUGUAAUUGCAGAGUCUGCAGAUAACUGCAUAAAAACGAUGCUGCGUAACUGCAAAGUUGCUCGUGUGCUUCCCCGUAUAGCUGAUUGUGCUAAAAAUGAUCGCAAUGCAGUUCUUCGUGCAAGGUGUUGUGAAUAUGCUCUUUUGGUCCUAGAACAUUGGCCGGAUGCACCUGAAAUACAUCGUUCAGCUGAUUUAUACGAGGAUAUGAUAAAGUGUUGUGUUUCGGAUGCUAUGAGUGAGGUACGAUCUACUGCAAGGAUGUGCUACAGAAUGUUUGCAAAAACUUGGCCAGAGCGUUCUCGUCGUCUAUUUUCAUCCUUUGACCCUGUUAUUCAACGGUUAAUAAAUGAAGAGGAUGGAGGAAUACACAGGCGACAUGCUUCGCCUUCCAUUCGUGAUAGAGGUGCAUCGAUGUCAUUACCCAGUCAAGCAUCUGUUUCUUCUAAUCCACCUGGUUAUGGAACAUCUGCAAUUGUUGCAAUGGAUAGAAGUUCAAGUUUAUCAUCAGGGACAUCUGUGUCCUCUGGUGUACUUCUUUCACAGGCAAAGUCACAUGGUAAGGGUACAGAACGAAGUUUGGAAAGUGUGUUGCAUGCAAGCAAACAGAAGGUCACUGCUAUUGAAAGCAUGCUUAGAGGCUUGGCUUUGUCUGAUAAGCAUAAUCCAUCUUCUCUCCGAUCAUCAAGUUUGGAUCUAGAAGUUGACCCUCCAUCAUCUCGUGAUCCCCCAUACCCCGCUGCUGUAUCUGCAUCAAAUCAUAUGACAAGCUCUUUAUCAACAGAACCUAUUGCUUAUGGUGUCUAUAAAGGUAGUAACCGAAAUGGUGGUCUUGGUUUGUCCGACAUAAUCACUCAAAUUCAAGCUUCCAAAGAUUCUGCCAAGUCAUCAUAUCAUAGUAAUGUUGAAAUUGAGUCUUUAUCAUCACUAUCCUCAUAUUCAACUAGAAGGCCUUCUGAAAGAUUACAAGAAAGAAGUUCUGCUGAUGACAUUAGUGACAUUAAGGAGGCUAGGCGAUUUAUGAACCACAACAAUGACAAGCAGUAUUUGGAUGCCCCUUAUAGAGAUGGAAACUAUAGAGAAUCACAUAAUAGUUAUGUGCCAAAUUUUCAGAGGCCACUGCUAAGAAAGAAUGUAGCUGGACGUACGUCUGCUGGCAGGAGGAGGAGUUUUGAUGAUAACCAGUUAUCUCUUGGAGAAAUGUCAAGUUAUGCUGAUGGACCAGCAUCUCUUCAUGAAGCUUUGAGUGAAGGACUUAGUUCAGGUUCUGAUUGGUCUGCUAGGGUUGCAGCAUUUAACUAUCUUCACUCGUUGUUGCAGCAAGGUCCAAAGGGAACUCUGGAAGUUGUUCAGAAUUUUGAGAAGGUAAUGAAGUUGUUUUUCCAGCACUUGGAUGAUCCUCACCAUAAAGUUGCGCAGGCUGCUCUUUCAACACUAGCAGAUAUUGUUCCAACAUGUCGAAAGCCUUUCGAGGGUUACAUGGAAAGAAUAUUACCACAUGUGUUUUCUCGGUUAAUUGACCCUAAAGAGGUUGUUAGGCAGCCAUGUUCAACAACAUUGGAAGUUGUUAGCAAAAAUUACAGUAUAGAUUCUCUCUUACCUGCACUGUUACGUUCACUAGAUGAACAAAGGUCUCCAAAGGCCAAAUUGGCCGUGAUUGAAUUCGCAAUCAGUUCCUUUAACAAACAUGCAAUGAAUGCAGAAGGUGCUGCUAAUAUUGGCAUACUGAAAUUGUGGCUUGCUAAGUUAACCCCUUUGGUUCAUGACAAAAAUACAAAGCUUAAAGAAGCAGCUAUUACUUGCAUUAUAUCAGUGUACACUCACUUUGAUUCAAUUGCAGUUCUUAAUUUCAUUCUUAGUUUGUCAGUUGAAGAACAAAAUUCUUUGAGACGAGCCCUUAAACAGUACACCCCUCGCAUUGAAGUAGACCUAAUAAACUAUCUGCAGAACAAGAGAGAACGACAGCGUUCUAAGUCUUCCUAUGAUCCAUCUGAUGUUGUAGGAACAUCAUCAGAAGAUGGGUAUGUUGGUUUCUCUAGGAAAGCUCAUUACCUUGGAAGAUAUUCGGUUGGUUCCCUAGAUAGCGACGGUGGCAGGAAGUGGAGCUCCCAGGAUUCAACUCUUUUGAAAGCCAGUCUGGGUCCAGCGGCUUCUGUUGAAACCGAGGAUCAUAAUCAGAAUCUUGAGACUGAUUCCAAUGUCGACAGUCUUGGUUCAAAACUCAAAGAUCUUGCAUGUUCAGUCAAUUCAAUGGGUCAAAAUUUUGGCUCUCAGUCUAGCCAACUUGCACAUAUGGACAGUAGCAUGAAUUUCGAGGGUCUUUCAACUCCUCAACUAGAUGUUAAUGGUCUGAUAUCAUUAGAGCGUUUAAAUGUUGGUGAAAACUAUGCACAUGACAAAGAACAUCCUUCUGAAUUGGAACUUAAUCAUCACUCAACUGAAGCUGACAAGAUUAACUCCAUGACAGACACUGGGCCUAGCAUUCCUCAAAUUCUUCAUAUGAUAUGCAAUGCUAAUGAUGGAAGCCCUGUUUCAAGUAAACAGACUGCACUUCAACAGUUAGUUGAAGCUUCUACAACAAAUGACCAUUCUGUUUGGACCAAGUACUUCAAUCAGAUUUUGACAGUUGUGCUUGAGGUGCUGGAUGAUUCGGAUUCCUCAGUCAGAGAGUUUGCUCUUACAUUGAUAGUUGAAAUGCUCAAAAACCAGAAAGAUGCCCUGGAGAAUUCAGUUGAGAUUGUAAUUGAGAAGCUGCUUCAAGUUACAAAAGAUAUCAUUCCUAAGGUUUCAAAUGAAGCAGAGCACUGCCUGACCAUUGUUUUAUCUCAGUAUGAUCCACUCAGAUGUUUAAGUGUUAUUGUCCCUCUACUGGUUACUGAGGAUGAGAAAACGCUUGUCACUUGCAUUAAUUGCUUAACAAAGCUUGUGGGCAGGCUCUCUCAGGAGGAACUGAUGGCUCAGUUACCGUCUUUUCUGCCUGCUCUUUUUGAAGCUUUUGGAAACCAGAGUGCAGAUGUUCGCAAGACUGUUGUUUUCUGUCUGGUGGACAUUUAUAUCAUGCUUGGGAAAGCAUUCUUGCCGUAUUUGCAAGGUCUUAACAGCACACAGUUGAAGCUGGUCACCAUUUAUGCGAAUCGAAUCUCACAAGCGAGGACAGGGAAAGCAAUUGAUGCCAUUCAUGAUUAGCAGGUUAACUGUGAACAAAAUUUGUGCAUUUUGGGUGUUGUCUUCUUCAUUGCUGUGUAUUUUGUAUAUUUGCGUGCAAGAGUUUUAGAAGUGGGUUUCAAUCGUCUUUCCUUCCUCACCUUUGUUCUAUAUAUAGUUUUUUUAUUUAUUUUUUCUUCCCUUUUUCCCUACCAAUGUUGGAUUUUCUUUUUGAUAGAAUGUUUGUUGGAAUUUGGGGAGUGCUGGUGGUGGAAUACAGUGCGCAAAUUGUAAUCUACAUUGAGAAAACAUUAUUGAUUGUAUUAUUAAAUGGUUUUCAAGAAAGCCUCAUUGGUUCAGUUA